GAGAGGCGAGAGAGCCGCCUGCGUGCACUCUGUCGCUGUAGUAACGGAGACAACGAGCAGCAGGUCACCUCAACGCUGCAGCCGGACGGAUAUUAACGACAAAACCGACCAACACACGGCGGGAGUACACGUCGCUUCCUCCGUGUAACACUGCUGGAUAUAUAUUUGUGUGAACUUUACGUCGUUGGAACUAAAACCGUGAGCGGGGUAGCAUGGACUCGACGGGACCCUGAGCAGGAGCACGAAAAUAACUUUUUGUUUCCUUUUUUCUUCGUAGAGGAAAUAGCUUUUCUUUUUGACACGCGUGCGCAACAGUGGACCAAGUGGGCUACAAGCCGUUCUAAGUUCUGGUGUCGUUGUAUUGUGUAGCUGUAGACGGUGAGGCGGACACCAGAGAAGCGGCGGCUCGGCAGCCACCUGACCUCCUGGAAAAUAAGACCGCAGCUAAUGACACGCAGGCUGGGAUCCUGACGUGGCUCAUUACUUAGCUCUCUGACGGAGCGGGACAAGUCCUCCGCGAGGCUGUCGCAUGUCUAGUCUCGACGCACUAUUUCAGAAGUAAAGUUUGCAAAAUCCAAUUACUGAUAGCCUAUCUAAAUUAUGGUAAGUGCUAAUUAAUUUGUGUCAUUUGUAAAAUUGUAUUAGCUGGACUUAAUCGCCCGUUAAAGUAGACUCUUUCAGUGUUUUAUCCGGCAAAUUGCGAGUAAUAAACUGAUCAUUCGACAGAACCAGAAAGCAUGGAUAUAACCGGAGUGCACGUCCGCCAGCGGUCGUGAUGCCAAGCGCCGGUCUAAUCCCGCGCCGCCAGCCUGUAAUGCCUGCACUCUAACCCGCACCAGUGUGGCGCCGUGUCCCGGUCACACCGCCAGGAUGAGCAGCACCGACCUGGAGCGCAUGUCGCUCAGCUCCUCGGCCAACUCGGUGGCUUCCAGCGCACGGACAUUGUCGGCCAACGUGAGGAAGCUGCACAACGCGCUCAACCUUCUGCUCAACGACUUUGAGAGGGAGCAGUUCAUCCACUGCCUCAACGUCUAUCACUCCAAACGCAACGUGUACGACCUGGUUCAGACCCUUAACGUCAUCCUUAACGCGCCCAGCAAGCGGCAACUUCUGCCCAUGCUGCGGUUAGUCAUUCCCCGCUCUGACCAGCUUCUCUUUGAGCAGUACACCUCGGAGGGCCUAUACUUAAAAUCGGAUUCAGUUGCAAGCAAUGGCAACGCGGAACCCCCGCCGGGCGACUUCCCAAGCGCCAGCCCCACUCCCCAGGGGCAUUUCUCGCCAAACAACACGCCCGAUUUCCAGGUGGCGUUGCGUGGCUCGCCGGACAGCUUCAGCACCAGCAGCGAGGGGACAGCACCCCUGGUGCCGCUGCUCGGGAGGAACUUUGUCCACGAGCCGCUGGGCGAGAUACGACAGGUUACCAUGAAGCGACACAAGAGCAACGAGGGUCUGGGCUUCAGCAUCCGCGGCGGCUCGGAGCACGGCGUCGGAAUCUACGUGUCCCUGGUGGAGCCGGGCAGCCUGGCGGAGAAAGAGGGUCUCCGAAUCGGUGACCAGAUCAUGAAAGUCAACGACAAAGUCUUCGACAAAGUCACUCAUGCUGAAGCAGUGAAGGUGCUGAAAGGCAGUAAAAAGCUUUGCCUCUCUGUGCGUUCAGUCGGGCGGAUUCCGGGCGGCUACGUCACCAACCAUGUUUACACCUGGGUUGACCCUCAGGGUCGAAGUGUGUCCCCCCCUCCCGACCUGACUGAGCACCGGAGUGCCACCCUGAGGAGAACCGACAGCCAGCGACGCAGCAACAUGCAACUACUGCAGGAGGGAGACGAGAAGAAGGUCAAUUUGGUUUUGGAUGACGGCCGGUCUCUGGGUCUGAUGAUCCGGGGGGGAGCAGAAUAUGCUCUGGGUAUUUACAUCACCGGAGUAGACCAAGGCUCAGCAGCGGAAUGUGGAGGACUCAAGUUGUUUCCUGGUCCGCCCUUACCGCCGUGCUCAGUCCCCCCUGCCAUGCCUCUGUGUUCCCCUCCUCCCCCGCAGGUCGGCGACCAGAUCUUGGAGGUGAACAGCCGCAGCUUUCUGAGCAUCCCGCACGACGAAGCCGUCAGGGUCCUGAAGUCGUCACGCCACCUGAUGAUGACGGUGAAAGACGUGGGCCGCCUGCCACAUGCAAGGACGGUGGUGGGGGAGACCAAGUGGAUCGCCAGCUCGCAGAUCGGAGAAAGCUCCGCCAACAGCAGCAUGGCAGGCUUCCCGGUGGAAAAAGGAGCCUCGGCAGCAGGAAAGCCUGGGUUUUAUAAAGGCGUGGCGGGGUCACAGGUGACCCUGUCCAGCCUGGUGAACCAGUCGCGGGCCAUGCUGGAGGAGCAGGCGCGCCACUUGCUGACGGAGGCAGAGCGGCAGACCAUGGUCUACUACGUGGAGGAGUACCGGGACGGACACAUCGGUGUGGAGCAGCUUGUGGUGGCGCUGUUCGAGCUGCUCAACACGCACGCAAAGUUCUCUCUGCUGUCAGAGGUGCGAGGUCUGGUCACCCCACAGGACCUGGAGCACUUUGAUGGGCUGGUGCUGAGACGCGAAAUUCAGGCUCUAAAAGCGCGACAGGGGACAGCUGGAGCCACGGCGCUCCAACCAGACUCCCUGUCCAUGGUGUCGUACCCAGACACCCUGACGUCGUCUUCAGCCAGCUUCAUGACCAACACCACCCUCAGCUCUGCACGGAACGACAGCGUGGUGGAGAGCAAUAAGGAGGAUCCUCCAGAGAGUCUAAACACGCUGCUGACCGACAUCUCUCUGGACGAUGUACAGUCCACCACAGCUGAAUCUCCCCCCUCCUUCAAGCCUCCGCCCCCACCGGGGGUGCACAGGCGCCCAACUAGACGAGAUCAGCUCAACAAAUGCCCCUCGUCCGAAUCCUCCCACUCAGGCUUGUACUUCACAGCCCCGGCCUCCCACAACCACAGCAAAGAGCCAGGACACGUCCCCGCCUCGCCCUCGCUACACCACAAACGAGAACGUCCCAGGGAACCGUCUCGGGACUACGCGGUUGUCAGAAAGAGAGAUCCCUCGGUACCUUCUAAGAACGAACAAAUAGCAGCUGCUCACUUGUCCAUGGUCACACAGCACACCAUCGGCCCUUUCCCCAGGGUCCAGUCCCCAAGCAGAGGCACCAAACCUGCUGCCCCGUCCCUUUCACCUCCACCUCCACCUCCACUCCCUGCUCCUAAUCCGCCCCCUUCUCUUCCUCUUAAACUGGUGUCUAUGUCCAAAGCCUCCCCCUCCUCUCCUGGCUCUGAACAGCGGUUUGUUACGGUGGAGGUUCAUAGGCCCAACGCAGAGCCCGACUUCAACGAGGUGCGCCCGCUGCCCCAAGCUCGAGGUGGCGCUCUGUCUCAGCUGUCAGAUAGCGGCCAAACCCUCAGUGAGGACAGCGGGGUGGACAUAGCUGAGUCAGGACACAUCAGCAAAGACAGAAGCCCACAUUCCUCACGCACACGGCACCCCCGAGACACUCAAGGGGGCGGGGGGGACAACCCCUCCAAACCGCCGGGGCUGUUGGAGCCCACCUCUACACUAGUGAGGGUUGCAAAGAGUGCCAGCACUCUGGGUAUUGCCAUUGAAGGUGGAGCCAACACUCGCCAGCCGCUGCCACGAAUUGUCACAAUACAGAGGGGUGGUUCAGCCCAUAACUGCGGACAGCUGAAGGUGGGACAGGUGAUUCUGGAGGUAAACGGGGUUUCCAUGAGGGGCCGCGAGCACAGGGAUGCAGCACGCCUCAUCGCUGAGGCCUUCAAGACCAAAGAGAGGGACCACGUGGACUUCCUUGUCACCGAUUUCAAUGUGGCCCUAUAGCUGAGUGGAGUGAGGACAGGGACUAAGGCAGCAACAAGAGAAGAAGUGUUCGAAGACAACAUGAGAAGAGGAUAAUCAAGAGUCUAUAGUUUCAAAUGGCACAACUCUUUUGGAUGGACUUAAAUGAACCACCAAAUGAUUUCUGAGCCUUCCAAAAAAAACACCCUUGAGUCUGGAUACACAAAACUCCCAUUUACUUCUUCAAGGUAUUACUUCAGCCAUGGACUUUGUUCAGGAUUCUCCUCAACGUGUUACCUACCCACUGUGAGACAUUAUGCACUAAAAUGGAAUAGUAGUGAAACGUAUACCUUUCCUUCGUUCUCUCCGUGUUAAAACUUGUGGAUUUGAAACCAUUGGAAACCCCGCUGGAACUUCUAGUAGCACUCCCAUGUCUCAUGGUCAGUUGAUUUUAUUUUGUUUUUGCUGUCACCUGAGAGACAACUGCAAAUCCAAGCCUGAUCCGUGCUUGACUUUACAAGCUUGGAUUUGUCAAUGUAAAAAUGAACAAAUGUAGAUACAGAUGCAAAUAUACUGUACACAUAAAGAUACUCCUAUAUCAAUAAUGAAAACCCGUAACCUCUGUUGCAUCAUCUAGAUAUAAUCAUAUAUUUCAAAGUAGAUGAUGAGGAUAAUUCAGGCUGUCCUGGUGAUAAGGGAUUCCACACAUUUUACAGCGAUGCUACCGGCCUGUCUGCGUUUAACUAUCCCAUUUCACAAAAACUAAAUGGAUAAAAUCAUCUCAGGCAAAUAAAAUUACACUUUACCUGCUCAUGUUUGUUUGAUCAAAAGACGUGUGUAUAACAGAAAUCUUCAUUUGGGGACCGCUUCCCAUUUCCUUUCCACUGCUCCAUGUGUGUCUGUAUUGUUUGAGACUACGUCCACACCAGCCUUUUUUUAAAUGAUGUGAAAACAACAUGCGUCUACAAUAUGAACAAUAAGAAGUGGCUAAGUCUCUGCUUCUUUUUUUAAAUUCCCAUCAGUAAACAACACAUUUCUGAGAACAUCCGCACUGUGGCCAAGUUUCCUAGUACACACUAAAACACGAGAUAAUCAGAUUCAGUCACUUUAACAAAAAUGUCAUGUGUUGAAAACACUGAAUCAGAGAUGCGUUUUUGUUGUCUUUUUGUCCAUUUUUGUGUGGAGGUACUCUCAGAGGGGAUACAGUCUCUCAGCUUUUCCCUCAGAACGUUCAGCUUUUCUCGUGCUACUCUGAAUAUCAAUUGAUGAUUUUCAUUUUGUAAUUUCAUAGCUUUAAUUAUUUCCACCCUGGGGGGGCUUGCCGAAGCCAUGCUCAGUGCAGCACUUAUGCCCAAGAGCGGAGUAAUGAGACAUUUAGAGGACAACACUGCCAAAGAUUUGAGACACAUGUUCACACAUGGAACCCGUGCACACACGCACACAUUAAUCCACUUAUAGAAAAGCUAUUAGGAGAUAAGCAAUCAGGUGAAGUGAGAGAUGGAGCGAGAGAGGAAGAGAGAGAGAACGAGAGAGUGACAAAAGUAACAAAUGAGACGUAAUUGCAGUUGGGAUGAUUUGCUUCCUCUCAGGAAGAGUGCAUGUGUGAAGAGGAAGUACAGCAAAUAUCCUCCACGUGUCACUCCAGAGACUCAUAUUAGGCUGCAGGUAGAAAUAUGAAGUCAUUGGAAUAAUUAAUCCUGUGUUCUGUGCUUGGAUCCGUGUUGUGCGUCUGUCUGAAGUUAAUAGAUGAAAAGAGAAAAAAAGAUGCUCAAAUUAAGGAGAUGGCAAAUAAAGACGGAUGUAAAUGUCAUUCAGCUGCUUUAUGAGACAAACUCUCUCACACAUUCGCGCACACACACACACACAAACACACACACUCCUGAAUCAUUCUGGUGACAACUGAGAGAGAGAGAGAACAACACAUUCAUGCUUUCUUUAUACAUAUUCACGUAUACGUAUAUACUUUUUUAAAGGCCAUACCCACAUCCUGUACCUGUAAUACCAAAAUCAUGACCCCAACAUAUAUAUUUUAUUAAAUAAUCUAGAAUUUCUUAACAGGCAAAAACCUGCUGAGUUUUUUCACAAUCUAUCCUUCAAAAGUAAAUUGUGCUAUUGUUGUAGUGCUCACUUUACAAGUGACAAGUAAGAAAACAAAAAAACGACCAACUUUAUUUCAAGUCAAAUUGAUUUUUCUAAGCACAUUGAAAAAGUGCCGUAUUGUCUGGGGGGGUUACACAAACCCACGCAGGACUCAAAGGCUAUUCACUGAUGCCCGUAAACGUCCCACACUAAAAUAAGAAAAGAAAAAAUAAAUGCAGAGGGCAGCGUCUUUGCAGAAACAGACACCACAACACCCUUAUAGUGGUUUAAAGGUGAUCAUUGAGAGGGAUUGCUUUUGUAUUAGUCUAUACAUUGCUUAUUUGCAUUGCAUAUUAUACAUUUAAGUUAUUGCUGCUUUAAGGAGUUACUUAACACCAGACGGCUACCGGAGCGCACCACGACUUUACAUAUUUUGUAGAAAUCUAAUUUUGUUGUCGGAAAACUAACUUUUUCCAACCAACAUGCAGUUAAUUUGUGUUUUGGCACAGGAUCAGGAAACAAACAUAUUGUAUUCAUAUUACUUUAAGUUUAGUGAAUGAUUAAAUUACUUCUGCCUCACAGAAGGAAGAGUUAAAAACAUGAACAUCAACAUUAAAGUAGUGACUUGAUUCAACUGAGGAAAUGAAUUACGAUAUGUAAAUCUGAUGGUUUACAAGGAAAGGCCAACCUGGACCUGUAAACCAUACCAAAAGUUCCAUAUUAAACUCAAACGCAUCAGUUUAUAUCUGAGAGAAAAGUAGAAAGGCUCUCAUUUAUAUACCGUAUCCAAAGAGUUUCUGUCUCUAAGAUCACUGAGGCGAUUGUGUGCAUCCAUUAAAAUUGAUUUGGAGAAAUGUUAACUGCAAUAUUCAGGGCGUGAUAAAAUAAUAUCUGGGGGAAAAAAAUAUACUCUCGACUGCCACAACCAAUCUAAAAAUUCAGGAUGCAUCAGCAUGUGUGUGUACAUGAGUGUGUAUGUGUGGGAGAUAGAAUGAGCUAGAUAAGAAGACAGAUAGAAAUUGAGACAGAUGAGAGCUGAAGUGUGUCCUCUCAGUGUAAUUACUCACCGUCAAACUCAUCUGGAAGAUGAAGGCCUUGGUUUCCUCAGUUCAGCCUUUUAACAUCACACUUUCAGAGGUAGGACAGGAGACGAGGAAGGAGGAGACCUUUGUUUAUGCCUAUGUCAAACACCGACGUGACCGACCUUUUGAUGGAAAAUAAUGAAAUUGUUAAAUCUGUCCAGUGAAAACCACACACACCACAUCUCUAAAUUUGAUUGUGUAUAGAUUUUACUUUAAAGAUUAUUUUUGGGCUUUUCCGCCUUUAAUGGACAGGACAGCUAGGUGAGAAAGGGGAGAGACAUCAUCACAGGUCAGACCCGAACCCUGGACCUCUGCAUCGAGGCAUAAUAAAGUAUAUGUGCGCCUGCCCGACCCACCGACCCACCCCAGCCACGAGCUUUUACUUUAAAAGGGGUUCAGGGAAUUACAACAUUUUAUUUAUGACUAAUAAAAACCUUUGGAUUAAUUUUCAAUGUAUUGUCACCAUCAGGGUAACAUGUUUAAAAUGUUCAAUACUCGUACGGAUAUAAUAACCUUCAGUACCAAUACCAAAAGAAUGCUUAGGCUACUACCUUUCUAGGAAUUUAAAGAUAUACAUUUUUUUUAAUACAAGUUUAUGAUUGACUAGAAAGACUAAUAACAACGAUGUGCUAGUCUGUCUCUCAAUACUUUCUGACUUCUCUGCCGUCUCUGGCUCUAAACCAAUUGCCUCCUACUGAAAAUGUACAUUUUCAAAAAAGAAUCACAAAAAUAUAGAAUGGCAUACAGUUUGAUUUUUU
This is a messenger RNA of Etheostoma spectabile (orangethroat darter), 7723 nucleotides long. It is a transcript of the gene whrna, whose product is annotated as whirlin a. Gene Ontology annotation, molecular function: protein binding. Gene Ontology annotation, biological process: sensory perception of sound; auditory receptor cell stereocilium organization. The coding region runs from base 871 to 3846 and encodes 991 amino acids. NCBI's taxonomy places the organism in Eukaryota, Metazoa, Chordata, Actinopteri, Perciformes, Percidae. The record is from RefSeq and is a predicted model, not a curated record. The transcript has 13 exons. Gene Ontology annotation, cellular component: cilium; stereocilium tip; photoreceptor inner segment.